UUUGUUUAGUAAAUGAAAGUGUUGUUUAAACUUUUAAGUAGUUUAAAGUAUAAAGUAGUCUGAAGAUUUUACAUUACCGACCUUAAUGGAAUGUCUGGCAGAAGGUGUAGAGUGUCUAACUGUGGCAACAAAAAAAGUGGAAAUGUUAAAUUAUUCGGUUUACCAAAGGCGGGCCAACGACGAGACCUGUGGUUGAAGAGAAUGGCGAUAAUAAAUUAUGGCAACACUAAGGUGGAAAACCUGUUUGUGUGUUCACUUCAUUUUUUAUCAGGAAAGCCGAGUGGUGAAUUCAACCUAAAACAUGUUGAUUGGGCACCAUCUAUCAAUUUGGGAUUACAAAAGCCAAAACUAUGUUUAGUUGGUGAACAACUAGAUGAUGCACAUUUGGACAGACACAAGGAUCCACCUAUUACAUUGAUGGCUGAGGAGAGUGUGGGAAGUGUUAUUAUUUCACCCCAAACAUUGAAUAGUGUUUCUUCAUCUAGUGAUUCACCAAUUGAAACUAAUGACAAACCCUCAAUUGACGCAGAACAAAAUAUCUCAGCAGUAGCAGACGCACCUAAACAUUUCAAACAAACAGACAGUGAUAUUGUGUCUAUUUUACCAAAGGGGAGGAGGAACAGGUGUGUUAUUAAUCUCUGCCGUUGGAGAAAUGAAAUCCAAAAUGACAAGGAGAGUGGGGUUACCUUCUUUAAAGUACCCAAAUCUUCGUUUAACGAAUGGAGUGCACUAGUUCCAUGUUUGAAAACAACGUCGUCUCAUCUCUGCAGUCGUCAUUUUGAUGAAGCAGACAUUAUCAAAGGACAAACCAUGAGUACUAAUGAGUUUUACCCUUAUUUACGCUGGAAACUAAGGCGAGGAGCAUUGCCCAAGCAUUUGUUAGAGGAAAUUGAGGAAACUGAUUCACAAGUUACAAAAUCUAAGUGUAGGCCUACCGAAGUGCAAAAGCAACCGAAGGUUUUAAAAGCUGUAAAAUCUCCACUAGUUAGUAGGCAAGACCAAAUCCGAAAAUUUCUACCUGUUACCAAUCAAGCCCAGUCAACAGUACGAACAGUUCUUCAGUCAUUAUCUCCAAACAAGGAAACUCCACUGCAAAAGAAUAAUCCACAACCUUUGCCAAAUCAGAAAGCUAUAUCUCCAAGGAGUGGUGAUGACCAUGAUUAUGCAUUACCUUUACAAGAAGAACUACAGGCUGUUGAUGAACCUCAGGACCCGGACCCUCUUUCUCUGUCACCACAUGAUGUUCUAGUGGUUCAGAUGGAUGAUUGUCAAACCGAUGCAAAUACUAGCCAACAAAUAUCCAGUACAGCCGCUGAAGAUCAAAUUGAUCAUGAUUACGCCUUUUGUGUGCAAGAGGAAGACCAACCUAAACAUCCGAACCCUAUAUUACUUUCCAGCGCUCCGAAUGUUCAACUUGCAGAACCAAUUGAAAAUCAAGACAUUGACACAUCCACUUCCGAUGUUCCUACUUCAAAAUACGUUGUCGACGAUGCUGCUUUCAGAUGUUUUUCGUCCUACGUGAAACUUCCGUCCCAAUCUUCUUGGGUGUGGUCUCUCAAUAAGAAAGACAACAUUUUGUGCUGCUCAAACUGUAGCUUGUCGAGAGGCGGUUCCUUUAUCAUCAAGACUGUCAGAAUAAUAAGCGAGAGUGAGAUCUCGUUCCUUAUCAAUGGAAACACUAUUCCACCUAUAAAUAAUGUUGCCCUGAAUUUCACUACAUAUCAAGAGCUAUCCGCACUGAUUUGUAGUUUUAAUGUGAAGAGAUACUGCGAAGGUAUUCGGCAUCCAUCACUGAAAAACGUCAAAGUUUCAGACCGGGUGUCCGGUGUGAAAGACACAAGUGGGAAAUGGCGUUCAAAGCACUGCGCAUACAUAACAGACUCGAUUUACCAAACUGUUGACACUUGUUCCAAGUGUAAUCUAUUCAAAAAAUACUUGCAGAGAAGGGCAGCCGUUGCGUCGAAGAAAAAAGAAGCUAUAGAAAAAAGGAAGGAGAAAGUUAAAAUGUAUAAACGCAUGAUCUGCAGCUUAGAAAAAAAGAAUAAGGAAAGAUCUGACGAGAUAGAGACGUGGCGGCGGGAUUUCCGGAAACUGCACACAAAAUGGAAAAGAAAGAUAGCAGCAGAAUUGAAAGCCAAACAAAAAACCGUUAAGAAAUAGGAAAAAAAUACUGAAAUUUGAAGAAACAUCACUGUGCCUUGUUACAUUGAUGUGUUUCAAAGUUUCCUCACCUGAAAACUAGGAAUAAAAUUGCUUUUUUUUGUA
Molecule: messenger RNA, 2265 nt
Organism: Daphnia pulicaria
Lineage: Eukaryota; Metazoa; Arthropoda; Branchiopoda; Diplostraca; Daphniidae
Exons: 8
Coding region: 91-2160 (689 amino acids)
Molecular function (GO): sequence-specific DNA binding
Source: RefSeq, a predicted model, not a curated record